Moneuplotes crassus is the source of this 1281-nucleotide messenger RNA. The record is from the annotation of a GenBank genome assembly. Lineage: Eukaryota; Ciliophora; Spirotrichea; Euplotida; Euplotidae.
AUGGGCUGCUGAAUAACAUCGCGAACAGGGAAGAAAUCCAGAAGAGUAAUCCUGAGUCGAUGGUCUUCCUUCAAGGAUGAAGAAGAUGCGGUGAAUUACAUUGUGUCAGCAUACAAGAGGUCUCUACUGCUGAUUUUGUUGUAUGAAUAUGAUGACCAUAAGACUGUGAGCAUGGCUUUUAGGGAGAAUACUCCGCAGAGGAAGAGACUAAAUAGGGUAUAUAUGGCACAGGCAAAGAGAAAAUAUCAGAAUCCCAAGAGGCCUUUGCUACGAUUCAGAGAGGAAUGGAAUGGAACAAUAACCACAACUAUUUUUUCAUAUUUCUCAUUCGCUGAACUGGCCAUACUCAGUGGAGUUUGACGAAUGUUCUUUGAAAUAGCCGGAAGCAGAGCAAUUUUAUCAAUGCACAAUAAUGGUCAGAAGGCAUUAGAAGCAUCUAUCGAUCAUGUACUUCCUGAUAUCACAAAGGAUGAUGUUGUAAACCAGUUUGGGCAACAAGGGGAUAGAAUAAGACAUGACCUCACACAUAACUCAGAUGGAAAUCUUUACUUUCCUCAUCUUUACAUCACUAGUGACAAAAAUAAUUUAGACAAAAUUUUACCGAAAGGAAAGUUUCGAUUUAACUCCGUGACUCCUAUCAGCCAUAAUUCAUCCAAUCAGGAGCCAGAGUAUGACAUCAUCAAAGAUGAAUUUGGCUAUAUUAAACUAGUUGGCAAGAUGUUUAACGGGACUAAUCGAAGUGGAAGUUCAAAAAAUAUUCAAAGUGAUAUCCAAUACCAAUCUGAGGUCAACUCCUCCCAAGCUUUCGGGAGUGGUCGGGAAGGGACUCUUUCACUGCGAGCUCAGAAUUUCUUAGUCGCCCCAGAGAGGAAUAAUCUCAAGUUGGCUAAUACACAUACGAAUGGGUUUAUGAAGGAUCAACACUUUCUGUUCUCUCCUAGCUGAGACAGUAAUCAAGGUAAUAAUAGCGUAAAAUCAAAUAAAAUCCGCCAUCUACAAACCGAGGUGGAUAAAUCGAAAGAAUGAUUAAUCAUAAAGACAAAGAAGUUGAAAGGCCCUAAGUUGAAACCAAAGGACCGAAUCCACCCAGCUUGUGAUACUCCUAAAUUCAUAAAUUCUCGAAAUCCCAGUGAGACUUUGCUCCAUCUGACAGCUGGUUCGAAGAAAAGGUAUCCCAGUAAGUUCCGUGAGGAUAGAGACGAAAUCUUACAAGCAGAAAUGGGAGACAACAUGAUUAAUAAUAUUGAUUACUUAAGCGAAGAUAGCUAUUAAUUCCCAAUA